Dama dama (fallow deer) is the source of this 3628-nucleotide messenger RNA. It is a transcript of the gene WDR59, whose product is annotated as WD repeat domain 59. Bases 96 to 3080 code for a protein of 994 amino acids. Gene Ontology annotation, molecular function: protein binding. NCBI's taxonomy places the organism in Eukaryota, Metazoa, Chordata, Mammalia, Artiodactyla, Cervidae. The transcript has 26 exons. The record is from RefSeq and is a predicted model, not a curated record.
GAUCUGAGGGCUGAGUGGGGCUUACUGAGCCCGGGAACGCGGGUGCAGGGGGUGGGAGCGCGUAGUCCUGUGGCCCCCGCGGCUGGGCGCUGGCGAUGGCGGCGCGAUGGAGCAGCGAGAACGUGGUGGUGGAAUUCCGCGACUCCCAGGCAACCGCCAUGUCCGUGGACUGCGUGGGGCAGCAUGCAGUGCUUUCCGGCCGCCGAUUCCUAUACAUCGUCAAUCUAGAUGCCCCCUUCGAAGGUCACCGGAAGAUCUCACGCCAGAGCAAGUGGGACAUUGGAGCUGUGCAGUGGAAUCCUCAUGACAGCUUCGCGCACUAUUUUGCAGCCUCGAGCAACCAAAGGGUCGACCUGUACAAGUGGAAAGACGGCAGCGGGGAGGUCGGCACGACCCUGCACGGCCACACUCGCGUCGUCAGUGACUUGGACUGGGCGGUGUUUGAGCCUGAUCUCCUGGUCACCAGCUCUGUGGACACCUACAUCUACAUCUGGGAUAUCAAGGACACACGGAAGCCCACCGUCGCGCUGUCUGCUGUAGCGGGUGCCUCACAGGUCAAAUGGAAUAAGAAAAACGCUAAUUGCCUUGCCACCAGUCAUGACGGGGAUGUACGGAUAUGGGACAAGCGGAAACCCAGCACCGCGGUGGAGUACCUCGCUGCACACCUCUCUAAGAUCCACGGCCUGGACUGGCACCCGGACAGCGAGCACAUCCUUGCUACCUCCAGUCAAGACAACUCCGUCAAGUUCUGGGAUUACCGCCAGCCUCGGAAAUACCUCAAUAUUCUCCCUUGCCAGGUGCCUGUCUGGAAGGCCAGAUACACUCCUUUCAGCAAUGGAUUGGUGACUGUGAUGGUUCCUCAGCUGCGGAGGGAGAACAGCCUGCUCUUGUGGAAUGUCUUUGACUUGAACACCCCAGUCCAUACCUUCGUGGGCCACGAUGACGUGGUGCUGGAGUUCCAAUGGAGGAAACAGAAGGAAGGGUCCAAGGACUACCAACUGGUUACGUGGUCACGGGAUCAGACCUUGAGAAUGUGGCGGGUGGAUUCCCAGAUGCAAAGGCUUUGUGCCAAUGACAUCUUAGAUGGUGUUGAUGAGUUCAUUGACAGCAUUGCCCUUCUCCCGGAACCAGAGAAGAUCCUUCACACCCAGGACACAGACCACCAGCACAACUCCAGCCAUGGGGAGGAAGAAGUCUUAAAGGAAGACCCCCUAAGCAGUCUCCUGGAGGAGAAGAAAUCAGAGCAGCUGGGCCUGCCUCAGACUCUGCAGCAGGAGUUCUCUCUGAUCAACGUGCAGAUCCGCAAUGUGAACGUGGAGAUGGACGCGGCAGACAGGAGCUGCACAGUGUCCGUGCACUGUAGCAGCCACCGCGUCAAGAUGCUGGUGAAGUUCCCCGCGCAGUACCCAAACCAUGCGGCCCCCUCCUUCCAGUUCAUCAAUCCCACCACCAUCACGUCCACCAUGAAGGCGAAGCUGCUCAAGAUCCUGAAAGACACCUCCCUGCAAAAAGUGAAACGCAACCAGAGCUGUUUGGAGCCCUGCCUGCGCCAGCUCGUCUCCUGCCUCGAGUCUUUUGUGAACCAAGAAGACAGUGCUUCCAGCAACCCCUUCGCGCUCCCGAACUCUGUCACGCCGCCCCUACCAACGUUCGCCCGGGUAACCACCGCCUACGGGUCCUACCAGGAUGCCAAUAUUCCCUUUCCCAGGACGUCGGGGGCCAGGUUCUGUGGGGCAGGGUACCUGGUGUAUUUCACAAGGCCCAUGACAAUGCACCGAGCAGUCUCUCCUACCGAGCCUACCCCGAGAUCUCUCUCGGCCUUGUCUGCCUAUCACACUGGCUUGAUUGCGCCCAUGAAGAUCCGCACAGAGGCCCCUGGGAACCUCCGUUUGUACAGUGGGAGCCCCACGCGCAGUGAGAAGGAGCAGGUCUCCAUCAGCUCCUUCUACUACAAGGAGCGGAAAUCAAGGAGAUGGAAAAGUAAGCGUGAAGGAUCGGACUCUGGCAAUCGACCAAUCAAGGCUGCUGGGAAAGUGAUCAUUCAGGAUAUUGCUUGCCUUCUUCCGGUUCACAAGUCAUUGGGAGAACUAUACAUAUUGAAUGUGAAUGAUAUUCAAGAAACGUGUCAGAAGAAUGCCGCUUCUGCCUUGCUUGUUGGAAGGAAGGAUCUUGUCCAGGUUUGGUCGCUGGCCACAGUAGCUACGGAUCUUUGCCUUGGUCCGAAGUCUGACCCAGAUUUGGAAACACCCUGGGCUCGACAUCCAUUUGGGCGACAACUGCUGGAGUCCCUACUGGCCCAUUACUGCCGGCUCCGGGACGUGCAGACGCUGGCCAUGCUCUGUAGCGUGUUCGAGGCCCAGUCUCGGCCGCAGGGGGCGCCAAACCCUUUCGGGCCCUUUCCCAGCCGCUCAGCUAGCCUUGUGGUGUCCCACAGUCGAUAUCCCAGCUUUACGUCCUCAGGUUCCUGCUCGAGCUUGUCCGACCCGGGGUUCAACACUGGUGGCUGGAACAUAGUGGGAAGAGAAACAGAACACCUAUCUUCACCUUGGGGAGAGUCCUCACCAGAAGAAAUCCGCUUUGGGAGUCUGACCUACAGUGAUCCUCGUGAGCGAGAGCGUGAUCAGCAUGAUAAAAAUAAAAGGCUUCUGGACCCCGCUAAUACCCAGCAAUUUGAUGACUUUAAGAAAUGCUAUGGAGAAAUCCUCUACCGUUGGGGUCUGAGGGAGAAACGAGCUGAAGUGCUGAAGUUUGUCUCCUGUCCUCCUGAUCCUCACAAAGGCAUUGUUCUCGUUGCAGAACCAAUCUCACCAUGUCUCUCUUCUGGCCACCUCCGCCCUCCUCCAGAGUUCGGUGUGUACUGCAGCCACUGCCGGAGUGAGGUCCGGGGCACGCAGUGCGCCAUCUGCAAAGGCUUCACGUUCCAAUGUGCCAUCUGCCACGUGGCUGUGCGAGGCUCGUCCAACUUCUGCCUGACCUGCGGACACGGGGGGCACACCAGCCACAUGAUGGAGUGGUUUCGGACUCAGGAAGUGUGUCCCACUGGGUGUGGGUGCCACUGCCUGCUUGAAAGCACUUUCUGAACUUACAGCCCUUGGGAGUUGUGGGAAGUCCUAGAGGACCCAUCAAUGCUGGGUGACAAGCUCUCCACCAGGAGCGAGGCUUCAGAGCCCACCUCCACCUAGACCAGGAUGCAUUCCCCUCAAAGACUGACGUGGUGUGGGCUGUUCCUGAGCCUUGGCCUUCUCAACUCUUGGCUGUUUGUUGGUGGCGCGGAUGUCGGUGGAAGAGGACUCGGGCAGGUGGAAACACCUGCCUCCAGAGCUGUGUUUACCUUUCAGAUGUUGACCUCAAACCAUUGACAGCAUCCUUUCUGAUGCCAGUCACAGAGAUCAAGGUCAGAUGCAAAGGACAGUCUCUUGAGCCAAAGGACAGUGGACAUUACUUCAGUUGACAAAUGGACCUGUGACAUAAGUUGGUGCAUUUAAUGAACUGAUGGACUAUGGCCUUUUAAAAUAUAAUACUUAAAUUAUAAAUAUGUAAUGUACUUAAGGAUCCUUAAGAUGUAUUUUUUUUGUUUGCUAUUUCUCUUCCAGCUGCUUUCCCUUGGCUAAUAAAAUUCUAGUAAUCA